AUGGUUACGAGUUGUUGUGUCCCUGAAUGCAAUCAGAAAGGAAAGAAGCCGCCCACAGGAGAGAAAGUUUCUUUCUUUGAAUUCCCACGCACUCCUACGAGGAGAAAACAGUGGAUUCACGCAAUUCGCCGUGAAGAAGGAAAGGAUUUUAAGAUCGUCGAUGGAACAAAAGUUUGUUCCCUUCAUUUUAGGCGAGAAGAUUUAAGAAAAUCAUUCAAUGGACGGGCUUAUGUGGUUCCCGGUGGCGUUCCAACCAGAUUUUCGUCGUCAGUUCCAUCUCCAAGGAAAAGAAAAGCUCCUCCAGAAAGACAUCCUCUGCCUCAGAAGAAAUUAUUUGCAACAACGUCUGCUUCCUCUGAUCACACCGAGUUACAUGUAGUGAGCGAAACAGAUAUCACGGCGGAAUCACUUUCCAAGUCGACGGCAACUGCCUCUAACCGAAAUACUGAGCCAAACGAUACUUGUUCGGAGUUAAAUGCGCCAAAAAAGAUCGAGGAACUGGAAGAGGAGGUGUUAAAACUUCGACAGGAAAACACUGAGCUAAAAAAGAAAUUGGACGAGGUAGAGAAACAGAACGAGGCUAUCUCGGCCCGACUAUUUUCUCUGGAACGCUUUACAUCAGACGCUGACAUCAACUUUUAUACUGGCCUUCCAAAUUAUGCUACUUUCCUCGCCUUAUUUAACUUUUUGAACCCGGGUGAAAAUGGAGAAAACAUUCGUCCAAGAAGCACCUUAAAAGAUGUGCCAGAGGAUUUUUAUGAUGUGGACUCUGAUGAUGAAGAAAACAUUUCACCUGCAAAGAAAGGACGCCCACGAAAACUCAAACCAGUUGAAGAAUUUUUAUUGUCUUAUGCCGCCUGA
Pocillopora meandrina is the source of this 861-nucleotide messenger RNA. The record is from the annotation of a GenBank genome assembly. NCBI's taxonomy places the organism in Eukaryota, Metazoa, Cnidaria, Anthozoa, Scleractinia, Pocilloporidae.